Molecule: messenger RNA, 1695 nt
Organism: Nothoprocta perdicaria
Lineage: Eukaryota; Metazoa; Chordata; Aves; Tinamiformes; Tinamidae
Gene: PDGFC
Product: platelet derived growth factor C
Exons: 6
Coding region: 1-1032 (343 amino acids)
Biological process (GO): positive regulation of cell population proliferation; positive regulation of MAP kinase activity; positive regulation of protein autophosphorylation
Cellular component (GO): membrane
Molecular function (GO): platelet-derived growth factor receptor binding; growth factor activity
Source: RefSeq, a predicted model, not a curated record
AUGCUCCUCGUGGCGCUGCUCGUGCUGACGUGCGGCCCGGCCGGCCCCGGCGCCGCCGCCGAGUCCGACCUGGGCAGCAAGUUCCCCUUCGCCGGCGCCAAGGAGCACAACGGAGUUCAGGAUCCUCAACAUGAAAAGAUAAUUACUGUGACUACUAAUGGAAGUAUUCACAGCCCCAAGUUCCCACACACGUACCCGCGCAAUACUGUGUUAGUAUGGAGAUUAGUAGCAGUAGAUGAAAAUGUAUGGAUACAGCUUACUUUUGAUGAAAGAUUUGGGCUUGAGGACCCAGAAGAUGACAUUUGCAAGUAUGACUUUGUAGAAGUUGAAGAGCCAAGUGAUGGCACCGUUUUAGGGCGCUGGUGUGGUUCCAGUACAGUGCCAAGCAGACAAAUCUCAAAAGGAAACCAAAUCAGAAUAAGAUUUGUGUCUGAUGAAUAUUUUCCUUCUGAACCUGGAUUCUGCAUCCAUUAUACACUUCUUGUGCCACACCACACAGAAGCACCUAGCCCGUCAUUGCUGCCCCCAUCAGCCUUGCCAUUAGAUGUAUUAAACAACGCCGUUGCUGGAUUUAGUACGGUGGAAGAACUUAUCCGAUACCUUGAACCAGAUCGGUGGCAACUGGAUUUAGAAGAUUUGUACAGGCCAACAUGGCAACUUCUUGGAAAGGCAUAUAUUCAUGGGAGAAAAUCAAGAGUGGUGGAUCUGAACCUUCUAAAGGAGGAGGUGCGGCUGUAUAGUUGCACUCCCCGCAACUUCUCAGUGUCCCUGCGGGAGGAGCUGAAGAGAACUGACACCAUCUUCUGGCCUCUGUGCCUUCUGGUUAAGCGCUGUGGUGGAAACUGUGCCUGUUGUCACCACAGCUGCAAUGAGUGCCAAUGCGUACCAACAAAAGUCACCAAAAAAUACCAUGAGGUUCUCCAACUGAAGCCAAGGAUUGGUGUCCGGGGAUUGCAUAAAUCCUUGACAGAUGUGCCCUUGGAACACCAUGAGGAGUGUGACUGUGUGUGCAAAGGGAAUACUGAAGGAUAAACGUGGUUUAAGUGUGCUGUUUUCUUGAAAAGCACAUUCAAUCAAUGGCUGAUUCUAUUAUGGGGCUUGUGCAUUAUCUCCUUCUAUAAUCUCAGUUGUUUGCUUUGGGGAUCUUCCAUCUUCAGGAUUUACAGUGAGCUCUAAAAAGAGGAGAAGCCAAACUGGGAUUAUAUGUUGUGUAACAGCUCUGUUUGGAGGCCCAGUAAAAAGAUGGGAGAAAGGCAUCAAUGAGGGAUUUAAAACGUGUGUAUUGGUUUUGUCCCCAGCAAUUUUCUUGACGAAACAUGGAUUUAUAAUUUAGGAGUAAAACUAAAGUAAGAAGGCUCGCGUCAUGGAGACUUGAUCCUGCUGGCUGUCACAUUUCUACAGCUCCAGUACACCUUGCCUCUGUUGAAAACAUCUGAAAUCUGUCUUUCUGUGUUCAGCUGCUCCUAUGUACUCUAAAUGAAGCAUUCUCUGUUUUAYAGACUUGGUUUAAAACAGACUGUCUUGCUCCAAAUUCAGUAUAAUUUGCCUAAUACUGGUAGGAAAGACUGGAUUUUUAUGUACGUUCUUGUAAAGCUCCUGCCUCUUAGAGAGAAGACUGGACAAUAGCUAUGGAAUGAGCUAAYGCUGAAAGGAACAGUGCCUUUAUACUUACUACUAUGGUCGAUGAUUUUUUGU